UACUCCUAAUAUGUAAACGAUAGAAAGGGACAAGUAGUCAGACAAGUACUCCGUUUCAAAUGCUUCUUCAAAUUCCCACUACCAUAUUCUCAUUAGCGUCAAAGACACCACCUAUCAAUCCACUCUGUAAUCUUCUAACCAAAACCUUAGAAACCCAACCAUCAACCUUCGAACAAACAUACAGAAAUGCUUGCAAUCUCUUGGUUUCUUUAACUCAGUCGAGAUCCCUCAUUAAAGGCCAAAAACUCCAUGCUCAAAUCAUCAAAUCAAGAUUAGACAUCGUUCCUCUCCUAUCUAACCAGCUCAUUAACUUCUACUCUAAAUGCCAGCUUCCUCAUGAUUCCCGCAAAAUUUUCGAUGAUAACCCCAGACAGUCUCCUACUUCCUGGAGCUCAAUCAUCUCUACUUUUGCACAGAACGAACUCCCGCAAUUCUCACUCGAAUUCUUUCGGAGAAUGCUCGAGUAUGGGGUUCGACCGGAUGAUCAUAUAUUUCCGAGCGCCGCAAAAUCAUGUGCGAUCUUGUCGAGAUUGGAUGUUGGGCAGUCUGUGCAUUGUCUUGCGGUGAAAACCGGGUAUGGUGUAGAUUUGUUUGUUGGAAGUUCAUUGGUUGAUAUGUAUGCAAAAUGUGGCGGGAUUAUAUGGGCAAGACAAAUGUUCGAUGAAAUGCCUGAUAAAAAUGUUGUUUCUUGGACUGGCAUGAUAAAUGGGUAUGCUCAGUUAGGUGAUAAUGAAGAGUCUUUGAGACUUUUUAAACAAGCUUUGGUAGAGCAUUUGGAUGUUAAUGAUUUUACUUUUACGAGUGUUAUUCGGGUUUGUGCAACUUUAACACUUCUUGAAUUGGGUAGACAAAUACAUGGUUUAUGUUUGAAAACAAGUUUUGAUUCAUCAAGUUUUGUGGGUAGUUCAUUGAUAUCACUGUACUCAAAAUGCGGAGUGGUUGAAGGAGCUUACAUGGUAUUUGAUGAGUUACCUGUUAAAAAUCUUGGUGCAUGGAACUCAAUGAUGAUGGCUUGUGCACAACAUUCCCAGGUGCAGAAAGCAUUUGAAUUGCUCAGCGAAAUGGAACGUUCUGGGAUUAGGCCUAAUUUUAUAAGUUUCUUGUGUGUAUUAUUGGGUUGUAGUCAUGCAGGGAUGGUUGAGAAAGGCCAAUUCUACUUUAACAUGAUGAAGAAACGAGGGAUUGAACCGGGAACUCAAAACUAUGCAUGCUUGGUAGAUUUGUUAAGCCGUGCCGGAAAAUUGAAAGAGGCGUUAUCGGUUAUUGAAGAAAUGUCUAUGGAACCAACAGAAUCGGUUUGGGGAGCUUUAUUGACUGGGAGUAGGAUCCAUGGGGAUACAGAAAUGGCGGCCUUUGCAGCUGAUAAGGUUUUCAAUUUAGGGACUGUUAGUCCAGGUAUGCAUGUGCAAUUGUCAAAUGCGUAUGCAUCUGCAGGGAAAUGGUUGGAAGCAGCAGAGGCCAGGAAAAUGCUGAGAGAUAGAGGGACAAAGAAGGAAACUGGAUUGAGUUGGAUGGAGGAAGGGGGUAGGUCUCAUACUUUUGCAGCUGGGGACAGGUCUCAUGUUAGGUCUGCAGAUAUUUAUCAGAAGUUGGAAGAAUUAGGCGAAGAAAUGGAGAAAGCUGGUUAUGUCCCAGAUACCAGUUUUGUUUUUAAGGAAGUGGAUAGUGAAGAGAAGAAGCAAACAAUCGGCUAUCACAGUGAGAGGCUAGCCAUUGCAUUUGGGCUCAUCACGCUCCCGCCUGGAAGACCAAUUCGUAUCAUGAAGAACUUACGGGUGUGCGGAGAUUGCCAUACUGCAAUUAAAUUCAUGUCAAAAUGUACUGGAAGGACAAUCAUUGUGCGGGAUAACAAUAGAUUCCACACUUUCAAGGAUGGUGUGUGCUCCUGCGGUAAUUACUGGUAACUUUUAAAGUUUAAUGGUGUGACUAUAGGUAGUAUCACAGAUUUAGGAAAGAAAGGAAGAUACAAUGAUGGAAGACAACCUGCACCUUACCACCUUCUCUUUGUGGCAAACGCCCUCAUUUUGAUUAUGGUAAAAAAACUACUCUCUUUGUUUCCUACUUGUUUUAGUGUUUUUCAUGUAAUUGAUGUAAGCUUAAGGGUAUUGAGGUUAGCAUCAUAAAGGGUCUCCAUAAAAUUUCAUUAUGUCUCCUUGCUAAUUCCAGGGUCAUUCCCAAAAUCAUUUUAUCAACUAAUUUCAAAAUAAAACUUGAGUUGUUGUUUAUGUGAAUGAUGAGUCAGUUGUCAAUCUCUAAGCUACUAUUUCCCACUAAUUAAACUUUUUUAUUACUUGCAACUUAAGUGAUAGCAACAAGGCACUGAUUAAUCUACCACCUACUACUAAUUCAUGCUAAUCCUUUCAUCUGUAUAAUAUAUACUCAUCUUGACCUUCUUUUUGGCAUCAUAUACUAUACGCCAUGCCUUUCAUGCAAAUUAUGAGCCUAGCUUUUGUUUGUUAAAAACAAGAAAGAAAGAAAAAACAGGGAAAUUUUCGGAAUUCUAGUCCUAGGUGGUAUCGUUGUUGGUUUAGGUGGAGCUUUCGCUCAUGUUUUGAUUUCGUGUUCUUUGAGCCCAUCGUUUUUAAUACAUCUCUCUUUGUUUGUUAGUUUUUGUCUCAACAUUGCUUUCACUGUCUCCAUCUCUUGAAGGUUUUCUUUAUCUAAUCUUGUAUCUGUGGAUUACUUU
Papaver somniferum (opium poppy) is the source of this 2686-nucleotide messenger RNA. Its product is annotated as putative pentatricopeptide repeat-containing protein At5g52630. The transcript has a single exon. The record is from RefSeq and is a predicted model, not a curated record. Lineage: Eukaryota; Viridiplantae; Streptophyta; Magnoliopsida; Ranunculales; Papaveraceae. Gene Ontology annotation, molecular function: protein binding; RNA binding; zinc ion binding. Bases 60 to 1904 code for a protein of 614 amino acids. Gene Ontology annotation, biological process: RNA modification.